AUGCGCAGCUUCUUGCACUUGUGCCUGCUGCCCGUGGCACAACUCUUGCGUCUUCAGGCCCAGCAGGGCUCCGUGUGCGUGGAACACUGCCCUUCUGGGCUCAGCUGCAGCUGCCUGGCACUGAAUCGGGGCCUUCGUGUGUGCGAGCCUACAGGCUUCCUGGCGCCGCCCCCCGUGGCGCAGCGCUGGGAGCGCCAGGGUCUCAGCUGCGACGUGCGGCUGCCGCAGGGCGCGCGGCCCAUGGCGCCGCCUCCUGUGGUGGGACUCGGUGCCGUGGUGGACCCCCGAGAGGAGCCGGAGUUGAGGACCUGGGCUCAGGAGGUUGGCCAAGGUUUCUACUCCCAGUACUUCCUGGUGCACCACCAUGAUGGCACUUCACUGGGGGUUCCCAUCCUUGCUGGUGCUGAUGUGCAUCGCGAGUACCUUGAGACGGUGUCGAGCACACUGGAGCACAUGUUAUUGAGGCUGGUGGACCAGGAGGUCCUGGCGAACUUGUCGCAUGUGGGCGUUCGGUUCCUCAUUGCUGGGGAAGAGUCGCAUGGUGAGGAUCCGUGGCUGAAGCAUCCAGAGGUGAGCCGCCGCUUUGUGACGGGUCUCGGCGGCGGUGCCCCUUGGUUCCCGUCGACCGGGGUCUAUGAGGGCGAGAGCCAAGUGACGGUCUUGGAGGAGAUGCUGCACACCAUCCAGUACUGUGCACUCUCCCCCAGGAGAGUUUGCAUGUACCACAAGGCGUACCAGCAGGCCAUGGAACAGCAGCUCUAUACCACGGACGACUCAGGGUCGGAGGUGGAUGGUGAGCCGGUGCCCACCCUACAGGCAGAUGAAUACCUGGCCAUGGCCAUGCAUCGCUGGUUCGGGAGUGGCGAUGGGAGUGAGGAGUACAAGGUGCCGGGCAACACGAACGCCAGCACGGGCCGCCAAGCCCUGCGCGCGCGCGACGCGAACGCCUUCUGCGUGCUGAGCACGCUCUUCCGCGCGGACGACGCCUGGAACCCGGAGGAGCGACGACGCCCAUGGGAUCGCUGGCCCAACGUGGCAAUGGACCGGGAGGAGGUGAAGGUGCUGUGUGAACCGGUGCUGGAGGCCUUGGGUCGUGGCUGCCCGGACAGCAGCACGCAUUGGCCCACGGAGCGGCCGUUGGGUGAUGUCUCCGAUUGUUUUCGUCCUUCGCGAGCGAAGCUCGACGACGCGAAGCUCGGCGCCGAGCGGAGCUUCGUCGCGGCCAAAGCGGCGCAGGAGGCUGUGGAGGAUUCUUCUUCGCGCUGUCGCGGUGUAACCGCUGAGUGGCCGCUGCUCACUACCGCUACUCAAGCUGAAGGCAUGGGUGAAAUGGGUCCAGAUGUGACCAUGCAGACGCUGGGGGCCCCAGAGGGCAGGGGGCCACGGAUGCUUGGCCUUGGGGUGAAUGAUGAUGAAGGCAACUUAGACUUGAAGCAACUCACUCUGUUCAACGGUUUGGUGAAGAGCUGGGAUGAGAGUCAAGGUUUGGUGAGGCCCGACGGCGUCCAGGAUGGGGCGUUGGACAUUGUGGUGCGCCGAAGCGCCCGGGGAGCCCAGACCAGACGAAACGCGGUUUCCGCUCCGGUGGACGCGGUUUCCUCCCCCGAAGCGUUGGCUUUCGCCGAACUGGAGGUCUUGGGUCCUCAAGAGAUCUGCGUUGGCUGCGCAGUGCAGUUGGAGGCGGACCUGUCAGAGGCCAAGACCAGCUACGAGGCCACAAAGUGCGUGGUGGUGGGCGCUCCAAUGCAACAGGUGCCACAGGCAGGGAGGGCAGAUGUGGAGGCUGCCAAGGAUGCGCUGGCUGCGGUGGAUGUGGGCAGUGCGGAGGCUGCUGUGGAGGCUGUGGCUGCGGAGGCUGCAACUGUGCUACGACCUCCAGCUAUGGCAAGGAACGAUCCGUGCGAGAACCUGUUCAUCACGGGCUUGCCUGCAGAGAUUGAUGAGAAGCAGCUGCGCGAGUUGUUCACCUUCUACGGCACUGCCAAGGGGCCCGAGCUUUUUUUCAUGCCGCGGGUGGUCCGCUGCAAGGUGCUGCCCAACAAUGGGAUGCAAGACCGCGCCGGGCUGGUCGAGAUGAUCGACGUGGGACAGGCUGCGUGGAUCGUGCAGAACCUCAACGGGAACGUGCCGGCAGGCCUCACAAACCCCAUUAAGGUGGUCUUCUCCCAGUCACGCGGGAAGAUGGCACAACGGCAGUCUCAGUACCAGCAGGGUCCAUACGACCAACAGCAGGAGCCCCAGAGGAUUCCCACUGAAAUUGAAGAUCUUGCCAUCAAUUCCUUUUGCCAACUGGCCAUUCUAGCCAAGGCGCAUUCGGAAGCUGUGGCGCACGCUGUGAUGCUCGAAGGGUCGUAUGCAUGGUGUGCUCACAGGGUGGAACCAGGUUUGGAGAUCAAGAUGGCGACGCACACCAACGAUGCGGGCAACAAGAUUUGGGUGGGCCAGAUCCCCUUGGGCACCCACAAGGACGUGAUUUGGCACGAGUUCACGAAGUAUGGGCCUGUCCAGGAUGUCUACCUUCGGGAUGAUGGCAAAGUGUACGGGCGGAUGUGCCUCGGGUUCCAACGGAGAAAACCCGGAUGGAUCUGUGCGUUCGCCUUCCGCCUGCGGGAUGGGCCCAUAGGCAGAUCCGAAGAAAAGGAGGGACUUCAGAUGGAAGUCUGGGAGUCUGGCAGAUCCGAGUCUUGA
Messenger RNA from Durusdinium trenchii, 2688 nucleotides. The record is from the annotation of a GenBank genome assembly. Lineage: Eukaryota; Dinophyceae; Suessiales; Symbiodiniaceae.